Molecule: messenger RNA, 3018 nt
Organism: Pyricularia pennisetigena
Lineage: Eukaryota; Fungi; Ascomycota; Sordariomycetes; Magnaporthales; Pyriculariaceae
Exons: 3
Coding region: 1-3018 (1005 amino acids)
Biological process (GO): GPI anchor biosynthetic process
Cellular component (GO): endoplasmic reticulum membrane
Molecular function (GO): hydrolase activity, acting on ester bonds
Source: RefSeq, a predicted model, not a curated record
AUGACAUUGCAUCCCAUAUCAACUCGUUUCCCUCCCAUGGGGGGAUCAGCCCGGUGUGCGACACCCCAUACGCCUGAGCCGAUGGAUCAAGGGACCGAUCAUCAGUCGAGGACUCCCUCUGCUCCAAGGCCGCGCCUGAGGCUCAAAAGGAGGAUGGUUCCGCAGGCACUCACCGCCCCGACGCAGGACUUCCUCGCCUCUGUUAAUGCCGCCGAUACCCCGAUACCCAGCAUAGAGGAGCCUGAUGUCGUCCCGAACGAUGUGGAAAUAUCAGACGGUAUUGAUCUGAUGGCCAGCCUGGCUCGUCCAUAUGCCCAGGAUCGCAACUUGCUGAGCAUUUCAUGCUACGACGAUUUCCCACAACCCAAGACCCCCGCGCCCGCAGACAUUCCAUCGCUUCCGCCACGGAGAUAUCCAGACUGGUCAGCUGGGUCAUCUUUCGGCAGCUCAACGGAAGACGACGAUGACGACAAUUCCAGCACCGAACCGGAUUACGAAUCCAGCAGACCAUCGACAUCCCGCUCCACCUAUACCAACACGUCUGUAUUCAGCCGCAUGUCUCACUUUUCUGACGACCAAUGCAUGAGCCCAGAAGGGGAUUUGCCAAAAGCUGCCCACCACGACUACGAUGAUUUGCCGCUUGCUCGGAAUGCGGUUGGCAACGGCCAGACAAUACGCCCAAAACGCCACAGAGCUCCUUGGACCAAGGAGAUGGACGCCCAUUUAUGGACUACGUUUAUGACUUAUCUACAGGACCCGAGAGUCACUCCGUUUAGGACUGGAAGAAGUUGCGUGCCACCUCAUGGUGUGUGCACUCGCGUUGCUCGUGAGGCAAAGCGGAGCUGGAGGGGCUCCAAGGCCAUCAAGAAGGUUGACAACUCUACUGCAGCUGCUUCCAGGCUUCAAAGUGGGAGUGUUACCCCGACUGCAAAUCACACCGCGGCUUAUAUCGAAUGGCCACAUACUUGUGCCGCUACGAGGACUCACUUUAGAGACCUUUGCAAGCUCCAGCUAGCUACUCCUGCCCACCCAAGCUUCAGGUAUUUGUCAAGAAGCCCAACACCACUUACACACACGGCUGCUCGUCACUGGAACAGGCGCUCUACGCCCGCCCGUUCAUCAUUCGCAACAAAGGAUAUGGGCUUGUCGUUAGCCGUCAGUACAUCUGAGAUAAUGCAGCCGUAUGGGCCGCUCGCACAGCUCACGAGUUCUGUAGAAGCUCCAGAACCAACACCAACAGAGCCUGACCCUGCUGUUCUCGACAGUCUCACUCAAGAUUCACAAUCGCUUCGUUCAAUGUAUCCCGAUAUCUCGGAACCGCCUCGAGGCAAAUUGGGGUCUCCAUUCACACCAAAAAGUUAUGGUCCAAGCUCUUCCUUCGUCUUGUUGUCGGAGGCCAUGGGCGCUGAGAGCUCUCAUCAGCCACACACAGUAGGGCCACGACGAACUUUACAAUCGCCACCGCGUAUGAGCCGCACCAGCGUGGCGCGAAGACGGACCAUAAUUGGCAACAAGCCACCACGUGACCUUCGUCACUCGCGGAAACGUGGAAGUUUGGGUAACGAUUUUUGGACCGAGCCAAGUCGUUCCAACGGUGCUAGCACUGCGCAGGAUAAUGUUUUACCGGCUUGCCGUGUCCGUGGAAAGAGUUUCCUGGAGGCGGCGUUGGCCCGGUUCCGGCCCACAGGGACAGCUGCCGCAGAGUAUAGCUCUACGAAAUCAAACAACAGGGAUGAGCUAUUUAUACCACGCUACACAGGGUCACUAGGCUCCCCACUACGCGCGGAGAGCGAAAAACGAGCAGCGCGACUCCCUCCGUCGACAACAGCGCCGGAACUUUUGCGCAUAGCGGCAACUGAAGCUCCUCCGCGAUUGGGUUCGCCGUUUUCCCUAGCACCGAACGCAACGUCUCUAAGUUUUCCAAAUCGGCUCUUCGCGGCCAGCAGCGCAAACGAUACCCCCCACAGGGCUCGUGAUCGGCUGUUCAAAACUGUCCAACAACCAUCAUCCCAGGCCGUACAGGCUGCGAGGGAACCGCCAACUGAAUCGUACGUCAGGUUGACAGGCGCUACAGGGGCUACCCGCGAGCGCGGCGGGGCAGACAGUCUCUCGCAGAGACUGGCUUAUGUCGAUGACCCGCUCAUAAACCGUCUCCUCUUGUGGACCUGCCCGGCCGAGUGCGACUACACAUGUCAGCACAUCAUCACCAGCGACCGCAUCGAGUCUGGCCAGCCCGUGGUCCAGUUCCAUGGAAAAUGGCCCUUUUACCGCGUCCUGGGCAUGCAGGAGCCAUUCUCGGUCAUCUUUUCGGCCGGCAACCUCUACGCCCACCUGCUUGGCUACAGGUGGCUCCGGCGCUAUAUCCCCGAGUCGUACCCGUUGCGCAAGUACUACAUCGGCUUCUCCUUUGCCGGCAUCGCCUCGUGGCUCUUUAGCAUCAUCUUCCACACCCGCGACACCAACGCCACCGAGCAGCUCGACUACUUUGCCGCCGGCGCCAGUGUGCUCUACGGUCUGUACCUAGCCGUCAUCCGUAUUUUCCGCCUCGACAGGCCCGGCUCCGCCGACGGCGGCAAGACGCCCACGAGCAGUAGUGCCUCCUCUUCGUCUUCGCCCUCGGCCGGCAGCACGCCCCGCGCGAUCCGCCUCUGGACCGCGGCGUGUCUGACGGCCUACGGCUGCCACGUCGCUUACCUCAAGCUCGUGCGCUGGGACUACGGCUACAACAUGGCCGCCAACGUCUGCGUCGGCCUGGCCCAGAACGUCCUGUGGAGCGCCUUCUCAUACCGCAAAUACACGAGGGAGGGCAGGACCUGGGCCACUUACCCGGGCCUGGCCGUCGCCUGGAUCAUGCUAGCCAUGAGUCUGGAGCUGUUUGACUUCCCGCCGCUGUGGGGCGCCCUCGACGCUCAUGCGCUGUGGCACCUGGGCACCAUUGCGCCUGCUGUUCUUUGGUAUAGUUUUUUGGUCAAGGAUGCUCAAGACGACAUGGCUGCAGCAGAACGAUUCAAGGAUUAA